Molecule: messenger RNA, 1137 nt
Organism: Rotaria sp. Silwood1
Lineage: Eukaryota; Metazoa; Rotifera; Eurotatoria; Philodinida; Philodinidae
Source: the annotation of a GenBank genome assembly
AUGAGUACAACAUCAGAUCAAACGACUAAUGAUCAUUCGAAUGAUACUGUUUUACACGAAGAUGAUUUGACUGAACAAGCCAAAAAUCAAUUUGUUUAUCACAGUGAUAUCCUUCGUACCUUCGAAUCAUAUCGUCAAAGUGUACUUUGUAAUGAAUAUAUAACACCUAUUGUUGAACACAACGAAAUUUUCAAUCAAAAUUUGCCUACUAUUGGUCCGUUGGUAGUUUGUGGCCUUGCACGUACAGGUACAACAUUACUCUUUAAUUUGCUUGCCUGUGAUCCGAAUUGUCGUGUACCAUUGUUCACUGAUAUGAGUGUUGAAAUUGUUUCACCGAUUCCACGAUCCGAUUCGAUUGGACAAAAACGACGGCUUGAUCUUUUAAAAUCUCCUCAACAAGACAAUGAACAAUUGUCCGAUGUGCUCAUUCGAAUAGCUGCAUCUCAUGCACAUUUUGAUAUUGAAGAAGAUUCUUUUAUUCUACGUCAAGCUGGCUAUUUUUGCAUGAGUAUUCUUCUAUCUGAUGAUGAAGAUGAUACUUCUGAGAGUUGGAUUCGUAAGGAGAUGAACAAAGAUUAUGUAUAUGAUUAUCAUGAAACAUUUCUACGUAUGUUAAAUACUGUUGAUAUGCCAAAAUCGCAUUGGCUAUUAAAAUCACCAUUCCAUAUUUUUUCUUUUGAUAAAUUGCUUGAACAUUAUCCGAAUGCAUUAUUAAUCAUUCCACAUCGAGGUAUUGAUGAAGUUCUUCCGUCAAUGUGUAGUUUGUUAUUGACAGCUGCUGAUUUGUAUUUUGAUAAAACAAACUCGAUCAGUCGCGAUAGAAUAAUAAAACGAUGUUGUCAAUUUGUCGAUACAGAAAUUGAAUGUAUGAUGAAAUUUCGAAAAUCAGAAAACGAUCCAAUUGGUGUUGUCCAUCAAAUAUAUGAUUAUUUUAACCUUCAUUGGUCGAAUGAAAUGGAAAUGGCUAUGCGUGAUUGGUUUCUCAAAAAUCCUCAAGGAAAACAAGGUCGUCACGCAUACUCACUUGCUGAGUUUGGCGUCAAUCGGGAAGAUAUCGAAACACGUUAUGCUGACUAUAUCAAUUUGUUUCUGUCUUCGAAUAAUCAAUCAUUAUCGACAACUUCUAUUUCUUCAUAA